AUCGCAGCUUAUGUGAAACGGGAAUACUAGAAUGGGUCCAAAAAGAGCCGCGGCAGUCAAAGACGAAGUAGCUGCAGAGCCAGAAAUGGACACAGAAAAGGAGGUUAAACAGACCAAAAAAGCCAAAACUGAUGGCGGUGGAUCUAAUAAAGCACCUAAAGCGCCUACAGCGCCUAAAAGCCACCCGUCCGCGAUGGUGAUGGUGGAGGAGGCGUUGAAAGAGUUGGACUCGCGUAAAGGCGUCUCCGCACAGGCGGUGCGCACCUACAUCAUUCAGAAGUACCCCUCGGUGGACCCUAUCAGACUCAAGUACAUGGUGCGGAGAGCUCUCUCGAAAGGGCUGGAGUCGGGCGCUCUGGUGCGACCUGCCAAUUCAACUGCAAUUGGCGCUCAGGGCAAAUUUCGAGUUGCAGUCAAAAGUAAGGCUAAAAAGCCUGUCCCAAAGACAAAGGAAAAUGCAGAUCCGAAUAAACAGAAGUCCCCCAAAGCUACGAAAACAAAACCAAAACCGAAGGAGUCCAAGGACCAGGAACCAGGGGUGAAAAAGACCAAGGCUGCUUCAAAAAAGGAAACUGAUGCUUCUGAAGCUAAAUCCAAGCCAGCUGCAAAGAAGGAAAAGGGUCCUUCUGAUGCCAAACCCACGAAGGCUAAGGGUGGUGCUGCCUCCAAGGUGGCCCCUGCAAAGAAGCCCAAGGCCAAGGCUGCAGGAGAGGCUGGGGAAGGUCCCGCCAAGCCCAAGGCCAAGACUCUAAAGGCCGCCAAGGCUUCAGAGGAGGCCGAAUUGAAGCCUGCCGGACAGAAGAGGGGAGCCAAGACUCAGAAGGCAGCAGAGGGCGCGGAGGCCAAAUCAGAGGGAGCCAAAGCAAAGGGCCCCAAAGGAAAGAAGGCUGCAGAAUAGUGUGGCACUUUACAGGCUGU
Molecule: messenger RNA, 918 nt
Organism: Alosa alosa (allis shad)
Lineage: Eukaryota; Metazoa; Chordata; Actinopteri; Clupeiformes; Clupeidae
Product: protein B4
Biological process (GO): nucleosome assembly
Cellular component (GO): nucleosome
Molecular function (GO): DNA binding; structural constituent of chromatin
Source: RefSeq, a predicted model, not a curated record